UCGUGCGUGAUGACGUCAUCACGCACGUCCCAGGCCUCCGUCUUGCCUGGCGUGAGGCGAUUGUUUGAUGCGGGAGUUCUACGCCGAGGGAAGUUUCGUGUUGAUGUUGUUAUCUUGAUAAUUACGUUCUCUUCGAGCCAACCCUCGAAGACGCCGUCUUCUUGAGACCGCUGCGAGCUCGACAAGUGGACGGGCGUGUGGCGGGCUGCUUCGGCAAUGCACCAAACCUCACCGCGCGUCAGCGUCCAGUUUGCUGAACGCAGCGCCUUCAACAAACGGCGAGAGGGUGGACCGACACUUAAUCUCAUCUCGUUGACCGUGCUUUGAGGGGUUGCGUGUAUGCGACCUUCAAAGUCACCUAAUCGUAGAUCGGUCGACUAGCAUGGAGCAUUCCGCUGAGCAGAAGGACAGCGGCGAUCAAAAGAGCUCCGCUUCUCAAGUCCUGGGCUCAUCCGCAGCCAACGCCCUUGACCUGGAGAUGGCCAUGUGGGAUUACGAAGCGCAAUGGGACACGCCCGGUACCACGGGCUUACUGACCGAUUCCUUGAGCCGGGAGAGAAAGCGCGCAAAUACUGAAGCGGAGGUCCCGGCGGCGACGCCGUCGAAAAAACUGAAGGAUGACGCCAAUGCUAAUCAGGAUUUCUUUGUGAACCUUUGGCCGGAUGAACUGGAGUUAGACGUUUAUCCCCCAGGGAGCGAAAAAAAGCGACACUGGGCAGAAGUUAGCAGGGAUCUCUUGUCGUGCCCGAUGUGCCGAUUUCGCACGACCGAAGAGGAGGAGCUGGAGAUGCACUUGAAGAGCAAGCCACACUCCGAGUCGAUGAGGAUCGUCGAUGAGUCCUUUGGCGAGAGCCCCAUGGCCCUCCGUCUCCUCAGGGAAUUGAUGAAAGCUCGAAAUGAGAAACGUAAGCAGAGGAUGCGAUUGAGGGAGGAGGGCGCCUGGGGAAGUACAGUGGAACCGAUCGUGAAUAUUCCCUGCGACCCUGAUAAAGCACGGCUAAAAUUGGAUGACGAUAUGGAGGUUAAAGACAUGAUUCGGUGUCACGCCUGCAACACCUAUUUGAUUAACGAUUCUAAAAUCCUGAAUGAGCACAUGGCUUCGAAUACACACGUACUCCAGAAACAGAAUUACUUGGAAGAAAGAAAAGAAGUUGCCAUACACGCUGCCAAGUGCAUCCUCUCCCAGCCGAAGAAUAUCCAAUUGUUUGAGAAGUACAAAGAGGCCCUCUAUGAGAAAGAGAUGGAACAGAUGAAGAAGGAAGAGGAGGAACUCUUGCGGAAAUUUAAAGAGAGCGUCGGAGCGAGUGUCGAGUCAAGCAAGGCCCAGUCAGGCGCCGUGCAGGCAGCAGAGAGAACGCCGGAGAACCCCAAACCGGCUGGACUGGCAAGCAAGCCGGCCGGCAACACGAAGGUGGUGGCUCAGAAGGUCAAGAAGGCGAUUGCCGAAGUGGGCAGGGCUGCUGAAGAGGGCAGCGGGGUGGCAGUGGAAACCAAGAAAGCGGUUAAUGUCGCUGCCAAGACAGCCAUGGGCACACGUAAGGCUGUUGCACAAGUUAAGGCUGUUGCACAAGUUAAGGCUGUUGCACAAGUUAAGGCUGUUGCACAAGUUAAGGCUGUUGCACAAGUUAAGGCUGUUGCACAAGUUAAGGCUGUUGCGCAGGGAAAGGUUGUUGCACCAGUCAAGGCUGCUGCAACAGGAAAGGUUGUUGCAACCGGUAAGGCUGUUGCACCACCUAAGGCUGUUGCAACAGGAAAGGCUGUUGGAACAGGAAAGGCUGUUGCCCGAGUUAAGGCUGUUGGAGCAAUUCAGGCUGUUGCACCACCUAAGGCUGUUGCACCACCUAAGGCUGUUGGAGCAAUUCAGGCUGUUGCACCACCUAAGGCUGUUGUUGCACCACCUAAGGCUGUUGGAGCAAUUCAGGCUGUUGUUGCACCACCUAAGGCUGUUGUUGCACCACCUAAGGCUGUUGCACCACCUCAGUCUGUUGCACCACCUCAGGCUGUUGCACCACCUAAGGCUGUUGCACCACCUCAGCCUGUUGCACCACCUAAGGCUGUUGUUGCACCACCUCAGGCUGUUGCACCACCUAAGGCUGUGGUUGCACCACCUAAGGCUGUUGUUGCACCACCUAAGGCUGCUGUUGCACCACCUAAGGCUGCUGUUCCACCACCUAAGGCUGUUGUUGCACCGCCUCAGGCUGUUGUUGCACCGCCUCAGGCUGUUGUUGCACCGCCUAAGGCUGUUGUUGCACCACCUAAGGCUGUUGUUGCACCACCUAAGGCUGUUGCAACAGGAGAUGUAAUUGUUGCAAUGGGUAAAGCUACAGGUGUAACUGUAGCAGCAGACACGGCUGCUGGAGCAGGCAAGGCUGUUGCAACAAGAGGCAAGGCUAAUAAUAAAUCGGGAAGGGCUGUUAAAAGGAUUGGUUUGGCUGGAGAACAAAGUGGAAAUGUAGCGAAGAUAAGCGGAGCAGAAGGGCCACGUUUGGAUCAAUCUGCCGAUGGGGUUAAAGUCGCCAAUGAGGCAGCGGAGGUUACGGGCAAUACUUUGGGAAACCUUGCUCAGUCAACUGGUAAGGUCGGUACGAUGACCAACGAUGCGAUAGAAAACUCACCUGCGCCCCUUGAAGAAACUGGCAAAGUGGAUCCUGACACUGAGAAGGUGGCCGGCGUAUCUGGUGAGAAGGGUGGUGCGCCUGUCGUCGAGUGUGGCAAGGCAGUUGAAACUAGCAUCACUACUGAGGGUGCGAGUGAAGCUCUGAAAAAUGAUGUCAAAGAGAUGGGUUGUCCACUUGAAGAGAUGAGCAAAAGUGUAAAUCUGAGCAAGGCUGUGGAAACAAAUCCUAAAUAUGAAGAACCUGCAGAUUUGGUUGAAGAAAUGGACACUGGAGAAGCUGGCAAAACAUGUAAUGAAGAUGAAGAUUCUUCCAAGUUCAUUGAGGGAACAGACACGAUUGGGGAGGCCAGAGAGACAAUUGGAAAACCCAGCAGGACAAGAGAAUCGGUGGAGGCGGUUAAAGGAAGUGACGCGUCUACUGGAGACUCUGGAGAAUUUGUGGAGGCGGUAAAAGGAAUUGACGCGUCUACUGGAGACUCUGGAGAAUUGGUGGAGUCGGGGAAAGAAAGCGAUGGCUCCAGAGGAGGUGAGAGAGCGGUUGAGUCUGCCAAAGGAGAAAGCUGCACGGCUGAGCUCAGCCAGGACGUGGGGAAGGCGGAGGGGACCCUGGUGAAGUCCGUCAGGGGGAAGAGGGGCAGGGCAGCACAGGGGCGUGGGAAGAAGGGCAGGAGGAGCACUCAUCCCUCUUAAAGAGGAUCCAAUUGCAGAGCCCUAAUUUGAAUCAGAACAUAUAUUUAGACUGGAGGAAUCGGAUGAGCUUUGAAUCUCUUUUCCCCCAGAUGUCUAGUCAGGCGGGUCCGGGAUAGAGUUGUUUUGUACCACAGGACAACCAACUAGAGUAGCCACCCGUGUGUUACAAGAGAAAGCGAGAUGUAUCAUUGAAAUAAUAUUUCUAUACCAGAAAAGAGAACUCCUGUACAUGCAUUGUCUUGAGUGGUGCAUUGUUACAAAUGUAACGACACCGACACACGUUGAACUCGGAGCCCUUUAUUCGACACAGCGCCGACAUUAUGCCCGGCUUCUUGCUUGUUGGUUGAAGUUCGUCCUCUCUCCCCAACUUCCUCGCUCCUCGUGCUCUCCUCUUGUAUCCCUCUUGAGCCCCUUCUCUCAAAACGUCUCUCACUGUUUUUUUCCCGCAGCCAAUCCCCGUCCUCCUGUAACGGUUCUCAACCGUCGCCUCAACUCUCAAACCAACUCCCAACCUCCGCUUCCCGCCUUUUUCAGUUUGAACCUCUCCUCCAAUCCCUUCAAACCUUGCCUCCCGGCCAAUCAUCAUGGAGGCCUUUCUGCACCAAUAGGAGGCCGUGGCCUACUUCCUAGAAGUCUGUUUGGCUGCACAUUUGCUUGGGGUGAAUGGCUCUAGAAUUUCGGUCAUUACCACAAAGCUGACUUAUGUUGUACUUGCUGUUUAAUUACUAAAGGUAUAAACAGCAGAUGUGGUUACGGAUAAUAUAUGUUGGUGUUUAUGGAUGUGCUCUGAAUAAAUCAUUCUUAAUACAGUA
Messenger RNA from Petromyzon marinus (sea lamprey), 4119 nucleotides. RefSeq lists its product as uncharacterized. NCBI's taxonomy places the organism in Eukaryota, Metazoa, Chordata, Hyperoartia, Petromyzontiformes, Petromyzontidae. The record is from RefSeq and is a predicted model, not a curated record. Gene Ontology annotation, cellular component: nucleus. Gene Ontology annotation, molecular function: DNA binding.